This is a messenger RNA of Cornus florida, 2289 nucleotides long. RefSeq names its product probable aspartyl protease At4g16563. Gene Ontology annotation, biological process: proteolysis. The record is from RefSeq and is a predicted model, not a curated record. Lineage: Eukaryota; Viridiplantae; Streptophyta; Magnoliopsida; Cornales; Cornaceae. The transcript has a single exon. Gene Ontology annotation, molecular function: aspartic-type endopeptidase activity. The coding region runs from base 129 to 725 and encodes 198 amino acids.
CUUCCUUAACCAGAGCCCACCACCUCAAAAACCCCCCAAUUGUUGCUCUCUCUACCACCCCUCACAGCUAUGGAGGCUACUCCAUUUCACUCAGGUUUGGCACACCAACCCAAACCAUCCCUUUUCUGAUGGACACUAACAGUGAUUUCAAUUGGUUUCCAUUUACUCACCGUUACCUCUGCAAAAAUUGUUCCUUCUCUGCCUCUGACCCACCUAUCAUUCCUUCUUUUAUCCCCAAAUUGUCCUCCUCCUCCAAAAUUCUCAACUGUGAAAACCCCAAAUGCGGCUGGAUUCACAACCCAGAUGCUCGAUCUCGAUGCCAAGAUUGCGAACCCAGUUCCACAAAUUGUACAGAGAUCUGCCCGCCCUACUUGAUUCUCUACGGUUCGGGCACCACCGGCGGUAUCACGCCCGUCGAAACCCUAGAUUUGCCGGGGAAGAAGGUGCUCGACUUCGUCGUCGGCUGUUCUCUCUUCUCUUCCCGUCAACCCGCCGGAAUUUCCGGGUUCGGUCGAGGCUCUGCCUCGCUGCCGAGUCAACUCGGUCUCAAAAAUUUGACGACAGCAGUGAAAGCAGCUUGCUCGUGUUGGACGGCGAGUCAGAUUCCGGCCACAGGACCGAUAAUGUCAGCUACACCUCGUUCUUUAAAAUCCAGUGGUCGCCGAGAAACGGGCAUUUUCAGUAUACUAUUACGUCGGACUGAGAAAGAUCACCGUCUGGCGUAGAGCGAGUUUAAGAUUGUAUUUAUACAGAUGUCUUGUACAGAUACGUAUAGGAGACUAUUAGAUACGUACGAGAUAAAUAUUUUAUGCACAUACUUAGCAUGUCACCCAUGUCACAUCAGCAAUGGGCACCCUCCAGUGAGAGGGUGUCCGGAGACGAUUUUUCUCCUAACAUGACUAAUGUCUAUGUGAGAACAAUACAGACAGCUCGCGAGUCAUGUGCUCAUUGACCCACUUUACAAGUGGCCUUUUCCACUUGCAAUAUAGAUCAAUGCUAUCAAAAAAAAAAAAAAAAAAAAAAAAAAAAUUAAUGAGUUUUUGUCGACAUUUAAAAUGAAUACAAUCUCUAUCAACUGCACGUUUUGCAUAAUUACACGGUUUCACACCUAUCUAAUUUGAGAGAAGAACCCUAAUCUCUCUCUGACUCCAAAUUUCACCGUUUACAAUGAUGUUCUAAAUGGAUGAAGCUAAGAGCACUCGUAUCAACCUUUCAUGAAGCUAGCUUCAUCGUAUGUGUCAUUACACCGGCCAAUCAGUUGUUGAUUCCAACAAUUUUUGGUCAAACGAUACUAUCAAUCAGCAAUUAUCAGUAGUUUGUGAGGCCUAUUCUUAUUGCUUGCAUGGAGAUGUUGCAACUAUAUAUUAGACUUGUUUUGUUGACUCAACUCUCCUAUAAUUCUCUCCCUGUCUAAAUUAUCAAUCAACUUUUUAAAAUUUGGGUUGAUAAAUCAGGUGGAUAUAUAUAAUCCUUUGAAGCUGCUUGUGGGUCUUUUUUGUUCACUCUCUCUCUCUAAAACUCUUGUGGGUCUGUGUGAAGAGAGUAGACAACUAUGGUGGUUUGGUUUUGCUAUGAUAUGUAAUAAUACUAAUGCUUUUAAUUGUUGGAGAUGUGGUUUUGGGUUUGCUUAACCAGAUGAAGAUGGUUGGUGCAUUGAGAUGUUGUUUUGAGUUUUUGGGUGAUGUGUGUGUGUGAGAGACUGUGUUUUAGUGACGUCAAGAUGGCAGUGUAAUUAUACAAAGGUGGGAGGUGUGACUGUAUUAAUAAAGGCCAAAAAAAAAAAAAUACACAAGGUGGGUGAGAAUGUACUUUUACACUAAAUAGUAAUGGAGUUAAAAGAAGAAGAGGUCGGCGUAGGGCGGUGUAAUGAAACCACGGGGUUUCCGGUGAAAUAUUUAAGUCACAUUUAGUAGUUGGGGAAGUCACAAAUUAUGAAUGUAUAGGUCAGAUAUCAAAAAGUGUCGAAAGAAGCGCCACACUACGUACCCUAACCUCACAAUCAAAUCCACCACCACGAGCUUUCCCGUGACAAUCGAGUGAUGGGGUUGAACUGUAAUUCAAUGAACAGUAUCUAUUUUUGUGAGAGACAGAAAAAGCACCCACGUUUUAAACCAUAGAAGCAACCUCCUUUGUCCAUCUUGUGUGUUCAUUCAAACAUUAAUUGAGCGCGCAAAUGUAAGCAAAACAUUGAAAGUUAUAUUUAAUUUUUUAAAAGAGUAAUGAUAGGGAGGUGAAAAGAAAUUCCCGAAUUAACAUUGUAGUUGGCUAUACUUAUCACGUGUUAAACAA